AUGCCGCGGGUGGUAUGCGUUGCUGAAAAAAACUCCAUUGCCAAAGCUGUAGCUGGGAUUUUGAGCGGUGGAAAUUCGUCCAGACGUGAUAGUCCUAGCAAGUAUAUAAAGAACUAUGAUUUUAGCUUUGAUUUUGGGUUUUCCGGGUCAAGCGAGGUGACAAUGACGUCGGUGGCAGGCCAUCUGACGGGAUUGGACUUGGACCAGGCUCACGGAUGGGGCAAAUGCCCCAUUCCCCAGGUUUUCGAUGCUCCGAUCGUGGAUAUACGGACUAGAGACCAGGAGAAAAUGGCUAGCAAUAUCCAGCGGGAAAGCCGAAAUGCAGAUUUUCUCAUGAUUUGGACGGAUUGCGAUCGUGAAGGAGAGUACAUUGGGUGGGAAAUCGUUCAGACAGCGUUACAAGCUAACGCUGCGCUUCGCAACAAUGUGUAUCGCGCCACGUUUUCGCAUUUGGAAAGUCGCCAUAUUUUGCAUGCAGCUCGGAAUCCCAAUCGGCUGGACCAGCGUGCCGUGGAUGCGGUUCGAACUCGGAUGGAGGUGGAUCUGAGAUCUGGGGUCGCAUUCACGCGAUUUUUGACGGAAUUGCUGGGAUCAAAAGUCGAACGCGAUUCAAGUUCAAAAUCGAACCAACGACCUAUUAUAUCGUACGGUACAUGCCAGUUCCCGACGCUGGGAUUUGUCGUAGAUCGAUUUGAAAGAAUUCGAAAGUUUGUACCCGAGCAAUUCUGGUAUCUUGUUCUCACGCUCUCCAGCGGAUCGAAUAAGACCACAUUCCAAUGGGAAAGAGGUCAUCUUUUUGACCGUCUUGCCGUGGCCGUGAUCUAUGAGCUUUGCAUUGAUAGCUCUCGCAACAUUGCCAAAGUUGCGAAUCUAAAAUCGAAACCAACGUCAAAAUAUCGGCCAUUUCCGCUAACUACAGUGGAGCUACAGAAAAACUGUUCGCGAUACUUCAAAAUGAGCGCCAAGGUUUCUUUAGAAGCUGCCGAAAAACUGUACCAGAAAGGGUACAUUUCCUAUCCCAGAACGGAAACCGACAGUUUUCCACAGGCCAUGGAUCUGCGAGCAUUGGUACAGCAGCAAACUUCAGAUAGUCGUUGGGGCUCAUAUGCUGGGAACUUGCUUAGCGACCAAGGCUCAAAUUGUUUUCAAUCACCAAGGUCGGGAAAACAUGAUGAUAAGGCGCACCCUCCAAUACACCCGAUUGUUAGCGCAGGUGCUGGAUUAGACAAUGAAAACGAAAAAAAGGUUUAUGAGUACGUCACUCGGCAUUUUUUAGCAUGCUGCUCCGAAGACGCAAAGGGACACUCGACCACGAUGACUUUGCAAUGGGGCCCGGAAUUUUUCAACGCCAACGGCAUUGUUGUGCUCGAGAGGAACUUCUUAGACGUUUACGUUUAUAUGAAAUGGGAUUCUACUAAAGAGCUCCCCAAUCUAGACGUAGGGCAAAGUGUUGAGCUGUCAUCCUACCUGAUGAAAGAUGGACAAACUUCCCCACCGAACCAAAUGACGGAAAGUGAGUUGAUUUUAUUGAUGGACGCGAAUGGAAUAGGCACUGAUGCUACGAUUGCCGAACACAUUGAGAAGAUACAGCAAAGAGAUUACAUCAAAAAGAAAAAAUUGAACAAACAAACGUAUCUUAUUCCAACUACUUUGGGGGUGUCCCUUGUUCAUGGGUUCGAGGCUAUCGGUUUAGAGGACUCUUUUGCUAAACCAUUUCUUCGACGGCAGAUGGAGGUCGACCUGAAGAUGAUUUGUGAUGGUCUCAAGAAUAGGAACGAGGUUGUGAAUGACUUGAUCACCAAGUAUCAAGACUACUAUGGCCUGACUAGUACGAGGAAAAACAAGCUUAUCGAGACUUAUACCGACAUCAAAUCGAUAAUGUAA
Messenger RNA from Lachancea sp. 'fantastica', 1884 nucleotides. The record is from the annotation of a GenBank genome assembly. NCBI's taxonomy places the organism in Eukaryota, Fungi, Ascomycota, Saccharomycetes, Saccharomycetales, Saccharomycetaceae.